ACAUCGAAACAAUUCGCCAAGUGGAACUUCUUCUGACUCACUGCACAGGAAGGGUAGGGGGAGGCAACGGGCUUGGCUCUUACUCAAUGUCCACUUCCUCUUAGAUCCCUGCCUGUUUCAGUUUCCAGUUUCAAUUUCUUUUUCCUAAAGUCAGUUGCCAGAAAACAAAGCAAAGGAACUAAGUGAAGCUUCCAUAUAUAGGUCUCUCACAUUUAUUUGAGGCAGAGGAGGAAGAUUUCUGAAGAGCACCGUAGCCUGAACUGCAGCCUUUCACUAGAGCUGAGAAGCACACACAACCAUGAGUGAGACCACAAAGAACUCCUUGGAGAGCAGCCUACAGCAACUGAAAUGCCAUUUCACCUGGAACUUGUUAGAGGGAGAAAGUUCCUUGGAUGAGUUUGAAGACAGAGUGUGUAACCACACUGAGUUUCGGAGCAGCGGAUUCAAAGCUACCAUGUACAACUUGUUGGCCUACAUCCAACACCACAGAGGCCAAAACGAGGCAGCACUGGAAUACUUACGUCAAGCUGAAGAGUUAAUCCAGCGAGAGCAUGCUGACCAAGCAGAAAUCCGAAGCCUGGUCACCUGGGGAAACUACGCCUGGGUCUACUAUCACAUGGGCAGGCUCUCCGAAGCUCAGGCUUAUGUAGACAAGGUGAAACACGUGUGCAAGAAGUUUUCCAGCCCUUACAGAAUUGAGAGUCCUGAGAUAGAUUGUGAAGAAGGAUGGUCACGACUGAAGUGUGGAAGAAAGAACACUGAAAGGGCAAAAGUGUGUUUUGAGAAGUGUCUGGAGAGGAACCCAAAGAACCCGGAAUUCACUUCUGGACUGGCUAUCUCAAGCUACCGUCUGGAUAAAUGGUCACCACCUCAGAAUCCCAUUGACGCCCUGCGUCAAGCCAUUCAGCUGAAUCCUGACAAUCCUGACAACCAGUAUGUUAAAGCCCUCCUGGCUCUGAAGCUGCAGAAGAUGAACCAGGAAGGUGAAGGACAGAGGUUAGUUGAAGAAGCUGUGGAGAAAGCCCCACAUGCAACCGAUGUGCUUCGUGCUGCCGCAAUGCUGUAUCGAAAACAGAAUGACCAAGACACUGCAAUAGAACUGCUUAAAAGGGCUUUAGAAUAUAUGCCAAACAAUGCCUACCUGCAUUACCAUAUUGGGGCAUGCUAUAGGGCAAAAGUCCACGCGUAUCAGAAUACAGGAGAGAAUGGAAGAUAUGGGGAAAGAGAAGAGUUACAGGAACUAAUAGAACAAGCUGUGAGUUAUUUAAAGAGAGCUGAUGAGCUCAAUGGAAAUCUCCACCAUGUCUGCUCCUAUCUUGCCUGCCUCUGUGCACAGGCAGGUAAGUAUGAAGAAGCAGAAUAUUACUUCCAAAAAGAAUUCAGCAAAGAGCUUAUGCCUGUAGACAAACAAGUGCUCCAUCUGCGAUAUGGCAACUUUCAGCGGUUCCAGAUGAAGUGCGAAGACAAGGCCAUCCACCAUUUUAUGGAGGGUGUGAAAAUAAACCAAGAGACAAAGGAGAAAGAAAAAAUGAAAAACAAACUGCAAAGAAUUGCCAAAACCAGGCUUUCUAAAAAUAGAGCAGAUCCUGAGACUUUGCAUCUCUUGGCAUUUCUUGAGGAGCUGAAUGGGGAAAGGCAGCCUGCAGAUGAAACCUCCGAGAGAGACUUGGACUCUGGAUGCCUUGUCCCUUCAGCAUCUUUAGCUGAGGAAUGAGGAAUCAGGAUAUGGUGCCUAUAGGAUUGCUGCUAGAAGACAGCUGAAACCCUUCCACCAAGUUGGUGUUCAAAAUAUUUAACAACUAGUAUGGCAUAGGUGUGGACUAAGACACUGGCCCAUAGUACUGGAUUAGGAGUAUGGGAGAACUCUGUUGGACCAAGACUUAACACUUGAAUUGCUCAGGGAGUCUGGGAGAGGGAUAGAUUGGUGAGCAGGCCCUGUGGCUGGGAAAAGGGGCUAUUUCCCACCUGACUUCUGGGGUGCAGUUUGCUCUGUGACAUUCUCUUAGUCAUCCUCCAUGUGGUGAUGCUGUGGGUUUGUUUCUAUGUCUAUGUAAAGCAGAUCCCUCGCAUCUAUAACACAAUGGUCCAUUUUGACAAUGUUUUUCCAUCCUUGGAGUCAUUUGAGACCCUGUGCAGGAAUGUUCUGUAUCGAUCCAAAGGCUGGGAAACCAAAGCUUGGACAGGGCUAGCUGUCCUCUCUCUUUCUCGCUCUGCCUUCUCUCUCCUCCACCCCAGAUAAUCCUCAACCUCAACUGUCCUAUACAACAGGAGUUCAAUUGUCCCAUUAACUGAAGUGGGAACAUAGUUUGAAAACAGGAGAGCAGAGACUAGGUCCAGUCCAGAAGGGAAAUAUCUCGGACAACCAAUGGAGUUAGGCAAUCACAGUACAAGAGUUUUAGGAGGCACAGGGGAGAAUUUGCCUCCACUCUGCUUUCCCGGUAAUCAUAAUACGAAGUGAAGAAUAAAAAAAGGGAUUCUGUACAAUAUGCUAGAAUCCAAAAUAAUACAUUUCUUUAAAACUUGUGUGGAAAAAUGAAGGUCUCAUCAGUAGGCAUAGGAACAGAGUAGUAGGCAAAAGAGAGAGAGGAAUGCUGGUUUGUCAUUGUAGAUUGUAACCAUAUGGAGAAAUUUUCACUGUCUUUGCCACUAUUAGGAAAAUUUCUUUAUAAGAUGAAGACUUACUUUGUUAAAAAAAAAAAAAAACUUUGAUGAGCUCAGGUUCAAAAUGAUAAGAAAGCAGCAGAACAGAGGUCUUGGGAAAUGACAUCAGUAAUGGGGAGUUUUCCCCCAUUAGAAAUGUAUAUUAGGUGAUAUAAAAGUUCCUUUAGGGCCGGCCGAGUGGCUCGAUGGUUAAGAGCUGUCUUGGGACACCAGAGGGCCCCGGUUCGGAUCA
Molecule: messenger RNA, 2893 nt
Organism: Hipposideros armiger (great roundleaf bat)
Lineage: Eukaryota; Metazoa; Chordata; Mammalia; Chiroptera; Hipposideridae
Gene: IFIT2
Product: interferon induced protein with tetratricopeptide repeats 2
Exons: 2
Coding region: 299-1714 (471 amino acids)
Biological process (GO): defense response to virus
Cellular component (GO): cytosol
Molecular function (GO): protein binding
Source: RefSeq, a predicted model, not a curated record